This is a messenger RNA of Bactrocera tryoni, 2556 nucleotides long. RefSeq names its product calcium/calmodulin-dependent protein kinase type II alpha chain (gene CaMKII). The transcript has 16 exons. Gene Ontology annotation, biological process: protein phosphorylation. Lineage: Eukaryota; Metazoa; Arthropoda; Insecta; Diptera; Tephritidae. The coding region runs from base 616 to 2205 and encodes 529 amino acids. The record is from RefSeq and is a predicted model, not a curated record. Gene Ontology annotation, molecular function: calcium/calmodulin-dependent protein kinase activity; ATP binding; calmodulin binding. Gene Ontology annotation, cellular component: cytoplasm; neuron projection.
CGUGUUUUAUAGGCGAUGUAUAAUUCAAACUGUAAUUGAAACUUUCAUUACGGCACAGUUAUUUAGUAAUUGCUACAGCCGAUGUAGAUUUAAAUCUGCAAAUGCUAUUGAUAUCGGUUGACAUAUGGUAAAUGUUUAUUGAUGUUCAAUCGUUUAAAGUGAACUACCAUCGAAAGCAGUUGUUUAUACCAGGGUGGAAGUUCAUCAUACAUUUCCUCGGCACAAUUCCGAUUUCUUUGGCGCCGCGAUUUAAAGGUACCGUUGGAAAAACGAAGGGCUGCAAUUUAGUAUAGCAUCCCCGGAUUUCGGGGUUAAAAUGGAAGUUGUUCUACAACUUUCACACGUACAAGUUAACUCCAAAGCAUUUUAAGGAUAAGCUGGUGCAUGUAAGAGAUAAAUAAUCUAUGGUUACAACUCCAAGGUUUUAGCUCUGCAGCAUAUAUAGGAGGUGGCAAAUAAUUCGGUCAACCGACGUACUUUUUGGGAUCUCCAGGAGUUACUGUUAUUUGCUAUACAGUCAUUGACCAAAUAUAGGAAACUAAAGAAAGACAAUUCCAGACGUAAAGUUAAGCUGCGUUUACUGCCGAAAUAGAUUUUCUUAAGUGUGCCAUCGCGAUGGCUGCUCCAGCAGCCUGUACGCGUUUUUCCGAUAAUUAUGAAAUUAAGGAGGAACUUGGAAAGGGCGCCUUCUCUGUCGUCAAACGUUGUGUUCAAAAAUCAACACAAUUCGAGUUCGCAGCGAAAAUAAUCAACACAAAGAAACUCACCGCAAGAGAUUUCCAAAAAUUAGAGCGAGAAGCUAGAAUUUGUAGAAAACUACAUCAUCCUAAUAUCGUCAGACUGCACGAUAGCAUACAAGAAGAAAACUAUCAUUAUUUGGUGUUUGAUCUUGUUACUGGUGGUGAGCUGUUUGAAGAUAUUGUUGCGCGUGAAUUUUAUUCAGAGGCUGAUGCAUCGCAUUGCAUUCAACAAAUUUUGGAAUCGGUUAAUCAUUGCCAUCAGAAUGGUGUGGUGCAUCGUGAUCUGAAACCAGAAAAUUUACUAUUAGCUAGUAAAGCUAAGGGUGCAGCUGUUAAACUCGCCGACUUCGGCUUAGCCAUAGAAGUUCAGGGCGACCAUCAGGCAUGGUUCGGUUUUGCCGGUACUCCUGGCUACUUAUCGCCGGAGGUGCUGAAAAAGGAGCCAUAUGGCAAAUCGGUAGAUAUAUGGGCAUGUGGAGUUAUUUUAUAUAUUUUAUUAGUCGGUUAUCCACCUUUUUGGGAUGAGGAUCAACAUCGUCUUUACUCUCAAAUAAAGGCUGGUGCAUAUGAUUAUCCAUCGCCCGAAUGGGAUACCGUAACACCUGAAGCAAAAAACUUGAUAAAUCAAAUGCUAACAGUUAAUCCAAAUAAGAGAAUUACUGCAGCUGAAGCGCUGAAGCAUCCAUGGAUUUGCCAAAGAGAGCGUGUGGCUUCGGUGGUUCAUCGCCAAGAAACUGUGGAUUGUCUCAAAAAAUUCAAUGCUCGGCGUAAACUUAAGGGUGCUAUUCUUACUACAAUGUUAGCAACCAGAAAUUUUUCAAGUAGGAGUAUGAUUACCAAGAAAGGUGAGGGAUCUCAAGUUAAGGAAUCAACAGAUUCCUCAAGUACAACACUAGAGGAUGACGACGUUAAGGAAGAUAAAAAGGGAAUUGUUGAUCGCAGCACAACAGUCAUAUCAAAAGAGCCCGAAGAAAUAAGGAUUGUUUGUCCAGCGAAAACUUCUCAACAAAUGUCAUCCAAUUCUCAAUGCACAGCAAGACGUCAGGAAAUAAUUAAAAUAACUGAACAACUGAUUGAGGCCAUAAAUAGCGGUGACUUCGAUGGAUACACCAAAAUUUGUGAUCCUCACUUAACUGCAUUUGAGCCUGAAGCUUUAGGCAACCUGGUCGAAGGAAUUGAUUUCCAUAAAUUUUACUUUGAGAACGUUCUGGGCAAAAAUUGCAAAGCUAUAAAUACUACUAUUCUGAAUCCUCAUGUCCACUUGCUGGGAGAAGAUGCAGCAUGCAUUGCCUAUGUCCGUCUAACACAAUAUAUAGACAAGCAAGGACAUGCACACACGCACCAGUCAGAGGAAACACGUGUAUGGCAUAAACGAGAUAAUAAGUGGCAGAAUGUACAUUUUCAUCGUAGCGCGUCCGGAAAAAUUAGCGGUGCAACAACUUUUGAUUUCAUUCAACAAAAGUAGAACAAUGAACGUAUAGCGACGCCAGUAAGCACACCACAAAAACUUUUUGAGGCAGAUUAUAUAAAUUAAUUGCGGCGCUUGUUCAAAAAUACCAAACAACUACAAUGUUAUUAAACAAUUUAACUAUAACAACAAUUUUAAUAGUACGAGCCAUAAUGGGAGAAAUUUAAACUAAUAUUGAAUUCAUGAAGCAGUUUGUACACUAGGGUGCUUCAAAAAAAAUUUUUUAAUUUUUUUUUUCAACUCUUACCUCCUCAAAUGUUAAUGAUUGACCAACAAAAAAUCCUCCCUCAAGCCAGGCGCUGAAGCUUAACUCUAAGGAGUCGCUAUUUUUUUUUAGGUUCCCAUACA